Oxyura jamaicensis (ruddy duck) is the source of this 1973-nucleotide messenger RNA. Its product is annotated as DNA polymerase epsilon catalytic subunit A-like. The coding region runs from base 101 to 1702 and encodes 533 amino acids. Gene Ontology annotation, biological process: mitotic cell cycle; nucleotide-excision repair, DNA gap filling; leading strand elongation. Gene Ontology annotation, molecular function: DNA-directed DNA polymerase activity; single-stranded DNA 3'-5' DNA exonuclease activity; DNA binding. NCBI's taxonomy places the organism in Eukaryota, Metazoa, Chordata, Aves, Anseriformes, Anatidae. Gene Ontology annotation, cellular component: epsilon DNA polymerase complex; nucleus. The transcript has 11 exons. The record is from RefSeq and is a predicted model, not a curated record.
CCUGCCUGCUGAGAGGUUGUGUUUCUUCUUAGUAUGUCUGGAGCUGGACAUCCAGAGCCUGGCUGUAAACACAGUGUUGCAGUCUCAUCACGUAAAUGAUAUGGAAGGAGGUUCCAGCAUGAGCGUCAGCUUCGAUGUGAUUCAGCAGGCAUCCCUGGAAGACAUGGUGACAGGGAACCAAGCUGCCAACAUCCCAGCCAGCUAUGAUGAAACUGCCCUCUGCUCCAACACGUUCAGGAUUCUGAAGAGCAUGGUGGUGAGCUGGGUGAAGGAGAUCACGCAGUAUCACAACAUCUAUGCAGACAACCAGGUCAUUCACUUUUACCGCUGGCUUCGCUCUCCUUCUUCGCUGCUUUACGACCCGGCGUUGCACCGUACUCUACACAACAUGAUGAAGAAGCUUUUCCUACAGUUAGUGGCUGAGUUCAAGCGUCUUGGCUCUUCAGUGGUUUAUGCCAACUUCAACCGGAUCAUUCUGUGCACCAAGAAGCGGCGUAUCGAGGAUGCUAUCAGCUACAUGGAGUACAUUAUCAAUAGCAUCCACUCAAAGGAGAUCUUCCACUCUCUUACUAUUUCUUUCUCCCGCUGCUGGGAGUUCCUGCUCUGGAUGGAUCCAGCAAAUUACGGAGGCAUCAAGGGAAAAGUGCAUUCUCGCAUCCACUACGGAGAGAAGGAUACCAGCAAGAGGCAAGUGUUGGAGGAGGAAGACAGUGAGGAAGAGGAGGAGGUGGGGGAAGAAGAGGAGGAAGGGGAAUCAAAUGUGGAGGAGCUGCUGGAGAACAGCUGGAAUAUCGUGCAGUUCCUGCCCCAGGCUGCCUCCUGCCAAAGCUACUUCCUAAUGAUUGUGUCAGCCUACAUCGUGGCUGUGUAUCACAGCAUGAAGGAGGAGCUGCAGCGCAAUGCCCCUGGGAGCACUCCCGUCAAGAGGAGAGGCACUAGCCAGGUGUCCCAAGAGGCACCGCGUGAGACAGGGGCCAUGCCUGGCAUGAUCACGUUCUCACAGGAUUACGUGGCCAAUGAGCUCACUCAGAGCUUCUUCACCAUCACCCAGAAGAUCAAGAAGAAGAUGGCUGGUUCUCGUAAUGCCACUGAGCCUUCAGACUUGUUCCCAGUGCUGCCCGGCUCCUACUUGCCACUCAACAACCCGGCUCUAGAGUUCAUCAAAUAUGUUUGCAAGGUGCUGUCUCUGGAUGCCAACAUUACCAACCAGGUGAACAAACUGCGCAGGGACCUGCUGCGCCUCAUCGAGGUGGGCGAGUUCUCGGAUGAAGCCCAGUUUCGGGACCCUUGCCGCUCCUACGUGCUCCCUGAAGUCAUCUGCAGGAACUGCAACUUCUGCAGGGACCUGGACCUGUGCAAGGACCCUGCUCUCUCCCAGGAUGGAUCAGUGCUGCCCAGCUGGGUGUGCUCCAACUGUGAGGCGCAGUACGACUCUGACUCUAUUGAAAUGGCGUUGGUGGAAGCCCUGCAGAAGAAGCUGAUGGCCUUCGUGCUGCAGGACCUGGUGUGCAGCAAGUGUCGUGGGGUGAAGGACACGCACAUGCCUGUGUACUGCAGCUGUGCUGGAGAGUUUGCCCUCACCAUCUCCUCCCAGGUCUUCAUGGAGCAUAUCACCGUCUUCCAGAACAUCGCUCGGCACUACAGCAUGGCCUAUCUCCUGGAAACCAUCGAGUGGCUGCUGCGUACGAACCCCCAGCUCUAGCAGUGAAAGCAGGGCUUGUCCUGUCUCUGCUGUCGGUUAUGGACCUGUUCAGCUGUGCACUACGCCAGCCCCAGGGAGCUGCAUGCCCCUCCUGCUGUGCUGGAGGGCAAGCAGCAGGCACGGAGAGGGGCCAGGCUGUCCUGCACCCUGGGGGCAGGAGCUGUGCUCCAUGGGGACCACCUGCCCGGGGCAGGGGUCUGUGCUGUAGGCAAGGUCGUGCCUCUUUUUAAUGUGGAAUUUGUAUAAAUAAAUAGUUCUCUUCUUCAUCUGG